UAGCCAAUAACCGUGUUAUCAACAACAACGAAUGCUCGACAUUAUAUCAGUAAUAUUCAAUGUUAUUUAAAAAGGUGAAUGUCUAACAGGCUAAAUCCACAAGCGAACUUUACUUUGCACUGUACAUUAGCUGAUAUAAACACGGGCUAGCCAAAUACCGGGUAGGGUUGUUUGGCUGCUCACACUAGCUAGCAUGUAGCAUAUACGCUAACAUUUAGAUGACUUAUUUUCGAAAAAGCAGGAAACGAAAGAUUGGACAUCAGCAGCUGUUCUUGAAACAACAUGAUGGAGUCGUCCACUAAAGGAAAAGCCAAGCGAAGGCACCUUAACUCAGAGGAGUGUCGUGAAAUUAGUAGGAGACCGGAGGGCAGCCAACCCCUCACACAGCCCCACUCCGUCACUCGUAGGCACAGCAACUCAGACCCCAACCGGGGUUUGUACCCCAGAACACCCACAAAGAGAAAGAGAGAUGCACGUGAUGACAAGAAGCAGCAAGGGAUCACUAAGUUUUUCCCUGUGAUCAGUGUGGUCAAGGUGUUAAGUCCUCAGAAAGCAGCCCUGUCCCAGGGCUCAGGUUCCAUAAAGACAGAGGGACUCAAUGGAGAGCUCAUCCCCAAAAAUGAGACUAUUGAGGAGAAGGCACUAGCCACCUCUAUGAAGGAGGAACCUGAGGAUGAGAAGGUGGACUAUCUGGAGGGGCUGACAACAGACAUGUUUGGGGACGACAAGGAGUUUGAACGCUGUUCAGAUCCAGACCCAGCCUUAAUGAAUCAUCAUGAGGAGGAGGAGGUGGAGGCCCUGCCUGAUGCCCUCUACGGCCUCUUGGGAAGCAGCAGGGGCCUGGCCCAUCCCCAGGGUCACGUGGACGACCUCCCAGAGGAGGUGCUGAUGCUGGUGUUGAGCCUCCUGCCUGCUGAGGACCUCUACUGUAACGUCAGCCUGGUCUGCCAACGCUGGAGGAACAUUGUGACCCAGUCACUGUUUGUGCCCUGGAAGAAGCUGUAUUACCGCUACUCGAAGAAGGAGAUCGACGCCGUGAAGGAGAUCAACGCCAUCCUGGAAACCCAUAGAAUCAUAAAGGACGACCAGGAGAGCAUCCUCCAUAUAGUCGAGUUCAUGGCCCAGUAUAAGCCCAGUCAGAAGGUGAAGCCUGAGUCAGUGUUACAGAGUGUGAGGACACAUUGUCUGUUCCCUCAGGCUGAGGCCUGCAUUAAACACCGACUCCCCAAAUUGGAGGGUAUCGAGGGGGGCCCUAACCCGUGGGCAGCCAUGGCCCUGAUGCUGGUGCUGUGUGACGGUGUGGGAGAUGUUCUGGACCUGGUGGUCUGUCUCAGAGGCUGUCUCCCUUCAGCCAGCGCCAUCACGGAGUACCUCAGCGCCAUGGCAACCAUGCUGCUCGCCAUGAGGAGGAACGACAUCAACAUCAGCAACAGGUGGCACUACAACAUCUUCUAUGUCCUUCACCUGAUGGAGAAUGCCUUGCCCACAGCAAUAACCAAUCAGAGUGGGAGAGCCCAGGUUCAGGUGACCCACGAACAGCAGCAGAUCCUCAACCACGACAUCCAUAGAGACCACGUGGUCAAGAUCAUGGCCUUCGCAGGCACAGGGAAGACCACCACCUUGAUUCGGUACGCCCAGCAGAGGCCACACCACCACUUCCUCUACAUGGCCUUCAACAAGUCUGUGGCUUCCCAGGCCCAGCGCUGUUUCCCCAGCAACGUGGACUGCAGGACGGUCCACUCCAUGGCCUUUGGGGCCGUCGGAAAGAGGUACCAGGAGCUAAAGAAGUUGUCUAGUAACGUGAAGCCCUUCUCUGUGGCCUGGGUGCUGCCUAAGGGCAGCGGGGGCUUUGUCAACGCCAAGGUGGUCACCCUGACCCUCAAUGCCUACAUGGCCUCGGCCGACACACACAUCACCCCCAACCACGUCCCAAACACGUACAAAAACACACAUGGCAAAAUGACCGUGCCUGACUGCAAUGCAAAAAGGAUGUUUGCGAGGGAUGCCCAGAGGAUCUGGGACAAAAUGGUUGCCUUAGAAGAGACCAGGGAGUACGCACACCACAUGACCCACGAUGGGUAUCUGAAGCUGUGGCAGCUGCAGAGGCCAACUCUGGACAAGUAUGAUGUCAUCUUUAUAGACGAGGCACAGGACUGUACUCCAGCCAUCAUGGACAUCAUGCUACCUCAGCACUGUGGGAAGAUCCUGGUGGGAGACCCUCAUCAGCAGAUAUAUACCUUCAGAGGAGCAGUCAAUGCCCUGAACCUGGUGGAACACACACACCUCUACUACCUCACCCAGAGCUUUCGGUUUGGUUCGGAGAUUGCCUACAUUGGAGCCACGAUUCUCCAAGUGUGUAAGAAAGUGAAGAAGAUUCUGGUUGGAGGAAAACAAGACGGCUGUGUGUGGGGUAAGGCUGUGGACUCACUGCGUCCCCUGACUACAGGUUUGAGUCCUGGCCGGGGUAAGUUAGCAGUGCUGUCUCGCUCUAACGUCUCCGUGUUCGACCAAGCAGUCAGACUCACCGAUGCCAACCCCCGCUGUAGGCUGCACAUCGUAGGGGGGGUGGAGAAUUUUGGCCUGAAAAGAAUCAUGGACAUUUGGGUUCUGAUGCAGCCAGAAAACAACCGCUCUCGAGGCAUCAAGGACAGCUUCAUCCGUAAGUUCACCCAGCAGAGUCUGGGGGGCUACUUUGGACUGAAGAGUUACGCUAAAAAAACAGAGGACCGUGAGUUGGAGGGCAAACUCUCCAUGGUGGAGAAAUACAACAGCCGCAUCCCUGAGCUGGUGGAACGUCUCUACGGCUGCACAGAGAGAGAGGCCCAACACGCAGAUUUUAUCCUGGGGACAGUCCAUAAGUCAAAGGGUCUGGGGUUUGACACGGUGGUGAUCACUGAUGACUUUGCUAAGGUCCCCUGUGCCGCCCACAACUUACCUAGACUUUCCAGCUGCUCAGGAGGUGACGUCCCAGACGAUGAGUGGAACCUGCUGUAUGUGGCGGUGACUCGGGCCAAGAGCUCUCUGGUCAUCACCAAGAACAUCACCAACAUCCUCACACUGGCUGGGGAGUACUUCCUGAGGACAGAGUUGACCAGCGCCCUGCUGACCGAGGGACAGCCCCCAUGCUGCUCCGUGCGGGAGUGUCAUAACCACAUCAUGCCCGUCUGGCCCCUCGCCAUGUGCAAGCUGCCACUCUAAUACGUAAGGCCCCACUUCCUCCUCCCUACCACCAUACCACAUUCUGAUUUGCAAUGUCUCUCAACCAGACCUGAUAGUUUCAGACAGGUGUGGGUGCAGGAGUUCUAAAAGAAUGUCCCACAUUCCACCAACAGCUAACCAGUCAGACCUGUGAGCCAACUGUAAUAGCUAGUCAGUCGGUCAGAGUGCACAAAGAAGCAGAUGUUUUAUCAGCUUGAGUACUUUGAGGUUAACAACAUAAGCAUCAUCAUAAGUCAUGUCCAUUGUUUCCAUAAAGACACAGUUGCCAGUACUCUAAUGGCAACGGUAAAAAAAGUAUUUGUGGUUAGUUUGGAAUGCAAUUUAAAGUGUAUUAGUGUUUGGAUGGAAUAAGAUGACUUCACACCCGCCAACAAACUGCCAUAUAAGGAAUAGGGUGCCUUUUGGGAUGAGGCAGGUGGCCGUGUUUCGAGAGGAUCAAAACCGCAAUGUGUCAUGGGUAAAUUGACUGAGUAACAGAUCUAUACAUAAUAAUGAUUUGUUAUUUAUGAUGCAAGGGGAUUUGUAGAUCAGUCGCCUGCAGACGUUUUGAUGCUCUCGAACACAGUCUGUCUCUCCAUGCACAGCUGCAUCCUUACAGACACUCACAACUGUGUUUUAAAGAGUUGGAGAGAAGGUGUUUACCAAGAACAGCUGUUUGGUCGUGUCUUUUGUUUACAUUUGGUCCUGGGAAAAAGUAUACCGUCUCUGCCUCAAAUCCAGAUUCUAUGAAUUUAGGAAUGUCCUGGAUAUGGGAGGGUUUUU
Molecule: messenger RNA, 3981 nt
Organism: Oncorhynchus keta (chum salmon)
Lineage: Eukaryota; Metazoa; Chordata; Actinopteri; Salmoniformes; Salmonidae
Gene: fbh1
Product: F-box DNA helicase 1
Exons: 20
Coding region: 283-3198 (971 amino acids)
Biological process (GO): replication fork processing; double-strand break repair via homologous recombination
Cellular component (GO): nucleus
Molecular function (GO): hydrolase activity; ATP binding; DNA binding
Source: RefSeq, a predicted model, not a curated record